This is a messenger RNA of Mycena indigotica, 1962 nucleotides long. RefSeq lists its product as uncharacterized. The coding region runs from base 1 to 1962 and encodes 653 amino acids. Gene Ontology annotation, biological process: chromatin remodeling. The record is from RefSeq and is a predicted model, not a curated record. Gene Ontology annotation, cellular component: RSC-type complex. NCBI's taxonomy places the organism in Eukaryota, Fungi, Basidiomycota, Agaricomycetes, Agaricales, Mycenaceae. Gene Ontology annotation, molecular function: protein binding; chromatin binding. The transcript is spliced from 9 exons.
AUGUUGUCGCCUGCUCAGAAGAAAGAUAUUGAAGAAGUCCUCGACGCCAUCAGUAAUGCUACUGGCGCACGGAAACGUCGCUUGGCUGCAAUGUUUCUGGACUUGGUAGACCGCAAUGCUCUACCUCACUACUAUACCGUUAUUCCUCAACCACGAGCACUUGCGCCAAUCCGUCUGAAUUUGGAGAACAACAAGUACAAAAACCCGUUGGACGCAUAUACCGACAUUUCCCUGGUGUUUUGGAAUGCCAUGUACUAUAACGAAUCGAAGAGUCAAAUUGCCGUUGACGCAGGGACUUUGAAGGACUUACUAGAGAAUGAAUGGAAAGCAAGAGACCUGCCUACGCCACCGACCUCUCCUCCGCCUCAGUCUGCGCAGAAGAUUCUUGGUGCUCCUCCUGUUGAAGAACCUGAGCCAGAAAGACAGCCCACACCAGAACCCCCACAAAUACUCGCCCCGAAACCUACCACCCCUGCCAUCGCUCAAGCUCCACCUCCGGUCAUCGCCCAGCCCAAUCCCAUCGUCACCACACUCGUCGUCGUAGAACCGGAUUCCGAAACCGAAAACGAAGAAGAGACACCUGAUCCUCCCUCUGGUGCCCCGAGUGAUUUGGACAUUGCACGACAUCUGGAGCGGGGAUUGCCACGCUUCACCAUCGAGUUUGGCGUUGAAGGUGGCUGGAUGGAAGAUGUCAAGCAUGAGCGGCAUUUGGAAAUAGUGCAUGCUUUGAAGGUGUAUAAAGACGCAGCCGGUGUCAAAUUAUCGACAUCCCUUGAACCACAAAUACCAGAAGAAAAGCUCGGCAUCACCUUCAAGCUUCUUGAUAGCAGAUCACGAAGCAAAACAUUCUACACGUCCUCCCAACAAUUCGACACAGAUCUCGCCCGCCUUUUCGAGAGUGGCCGUCGAUACUAUUUGGAGCGCUCGAAUAGCGUGGCCGGUAUUAUUGGAGAGGACUGGGCAAAAGUUGUGGCACUUCAGCGAGUCGCGAAUGAGUUGACGUCUAGAAAAUGCCCUGCCUUGCCUCUAUCCGAACCACUCUCAUAUCGUCCCCCCCUUGAACAUCCUGGCAAGGACAUCAUUGACCGUGUGACGUACAAAGGGUUCACUAUUCAGGCGGGCGACUUUGUCCACCUUAUUUCUGGCACAGAUGCUGGUGACUCUCAAAUGGGUUUCGGCCGUGGUCGUCCUCUUGUGUGUCACGUUACAGGGUGUUGGCGCGACAACAAUGGAGAUGACGGAAUUAGUGUGCAAUGGUAUCUUCGUGCUGACGAGAUUGCGCAUUUGAUGCCAACCAGGCGGAAAAGAGGGGAGAUUUUUGAGGGAGAAGUCGUCCAAACAGAAAAGACAUCACACCAUCACUUAGUGGAUGUCAUCGAGCCAAUAUGCUGCCAACAUUCGUCGACCGCGUCUCGAGGACGACCACGUGCCCCAAAGUGGUAUCCAGGGUGGCCGUUAUACGUUUGUGGCUAUCGAUAUGAUGCUGCUGCUGGUCGCGUGCGUCACAUCAGGCGGCAACAAUGGUUCAGUGCAAGUGGAGGUGGCGGGGAAGAGAAUGAAGUUCUAGAUCUCUUCGAACGCAAGCUGAAGCUCGCCCCUCGCCCAGCCACUUCACUCCCAACAGAUCGGUCAUUGGUUUCUGCAGCUGGAGCGGCUUUAAGCGGCACGGAAAAACUACCGCUGGAGACAGUUCAAAACUUCCAACGCGAUCCAAUGACUGGCGAAUUGCUGUGGUUCCCGGGACCCCCACUCGAGCUAGCGCGGCCGCCCGGACCACGUCAUAGCCUCCUUUACCUCGACUUCCUUGCAAACAAAUAUAACCCCAAGACGACGAACUUGGAUAGGAACGGAGUAAUAAGUGAGGACGAGGCCAUGGAGCCGUCUCCCAAGCGCCAGAGGACGGAGACAUAUCUUAGUGCAUCUGAAUUGAUUCGCCAAGCGUUUGCCAAUGAAAAUUCGUAG